AUGUUCCGCUUGUCAACUACCCCGCGAUUCACACGUUGUUUCCAAGGACGACGACAAAGAAUAAGCAUAGCACAGAUACCGCCCGUACAAUUCAUAUCUUACUCUUCCAGCGCUGCUCAAUCAUUGUCGAUAUUACCAAAUUCAGCUUUUAGAAGCUUGAGAGUGUGCGGAGCUCGGUUCCAGCGUUUCGAGAGAUCUCAGCUGGGGUUAGAAUAUUGCGUACCUCGACGUCAGAUACAUUAUUACAGUAUGGGUUUGGAUAAGAAGGUCGCUAUGGAUAAGAUUUUGGAGGGGAAGUAUCCGGCGAAAGAACAUGCUAGGAAGGUGGUUGAGUAUCUUAGGAGUAAGGAGCCUGAGGCGGAGGGAGUGCUGUAUUUGGAGGCGCAGAAGACAGUUAUGAUUGAGGAUAAUGAUGAGGCGGCUCCUUUUAGACAACGUCGUUACUUCUAUUACCUAACUGGUUGCGAUCUUCCGGAUUCUUACUUCACUUACAAUAUCUCUACCGGGAAAAGUACUCUGUUCAUUCCUCCAAUUGAUCCAGAAUCAGUUAUUUGGACUGGUCUCCCACUCUCCCCUGAAGAAGCCCUCGCUCUUUACGACGUCGACGAAGUCCUCACCACUGACAUGAUAAACGCGCAUCUCGCCCUACCCAAUCAGUCUAAAGUCUGGGCCAUCGCUCCCCAAAUUUCUACUCACAUCACAUUCCUCGAAUUUCCACAAAAGGAUUUUACUCUCCUCAAAGAAGCUAUUGAGGAAGCCCGGGUCAGAAAAUCCGAAUAUGAAGUUGCAUUGAUUAGAAAGGCGAAUGAGAUAUCUACUGUUGGUCAUACGGCUGUUUUGAAGGCUGUCAAACAUGUAAAGAAUGAAAGGGAUUUGGAAGCCCUUUUUAUUAAAGAAUCUAUUGCCAAUGGAGCCAGGGAACAAGCAUAUCAUAGUAUUGUGGCGAGUGGAACAGCGGCUGCUACUUUGCAUUAUAUGAAGAAUUCAGAGGGACUUGAUGGGAAAUUGAAUUUGCUUUUGGAUGCUGGAGGAGAGUAUAAGUGUUAUGCUUCGGAUAUUACUAGAACUUUCCCCAUUAAUGGUAAAUUCACACCGGAAUCUCGCUCUAUCUAUGAUAUAGUACUUUCCAUGCAAUCCCAAUGCACCUCUAUGCUUAAAGCAGGUGUCUCCUGGGAUGAAGUACAUCUCCUAGCUCACAAAAUUGCAAUCGAAGGACUUCUCUCUUUAAAUAUUCUCAAAGGAGAUAAAGAUGAGAUUUUAAAGGCAAGAACUAGUGUUGCAUUUUUCCCGCAUGGAUUGGGUCAUUAUCUUGGAAUGGAUACUCAUGAUACUGGUGGACAUCCAAAUUACGAGGAUAAGGAUAGAUUAUUUAGGUAUUUGAGAGUGAGAGGGACAUUACCUGAGGGAAGUGUGGUAACAGUUGAGCCAGGAAUUUACUUCUGUCGUUUCAUCAUCGAACCUUAUCUUAAAGAUCCAGCUCAUGCUCAAUACAUCAAUGCGGACAUCUUGGAGAAAUACUGGGAAGUCGGAGGUGUAAGAAUCGAAGACAACAUUCUAAUCACCAAAGAUGGAUAUGAUAAUUUAACAACAUCGAUCAAAGAUGUUGAUGAGAUGGAAAAAAUCAUUAAUAGUGUCUAUUAA
Messenger RNA from Sclerotinia sclerotiorum 1980 UF-70, 1641 nucleotides. RefSeq lists its product as hypothetical. Gene Ontology annotation, molecular function: metalloaminopeptidase activity; manganese ion binding. Bases 1 to 1641 code for a protein of 546 amino acids. NCBI's taxonomy places the organism in Eukaryota, Fungi, Ascomycota, Leotiomycetes, Helotiales, Sclerotiniaceae. The record is from RefSeq and is a predicted model, not a curated record. The transcript has 5 exons.